AUGAUGUAUGACAAACAGCAAGAGACGAAGAAGAAAGACCGCAAGUCGAAAGACGAGAAGGUUCAGGAGAAGGUCGACAAGAAGUUCCUGCGCGAGAUCGAGAGAAAGAUGAUGAAAGAGAAGGAGAAGGAAGACCGGAAGUCGACGAGCGCCGCGAGAAAGUUCUUCCGGCGCAGGAGGCUUACGAACGCGGCGGACUACUUCGGACUGGAUGAGUUGAAGAAGACGUGCAUCGGUUUCGUGAACUGUUGCAUCAACGUCGACACCGCAUGCGCACUACUUUCGUCCGCGGAGGAAUACAUGCAUUACAAGUCUACCAAAUGCCUUGUUCAGAAGGUGCUCGAAUUCGUCGACACAAAUGGCGACCACAUACUGAGUCUACCAGCGUUUGCCUUACUGCCGCAACACGUCGUCAAGCUCGCGUUAUCUCGCGAGGAGCUGCAGGCCGACGAGCUGACGAAGUUCCACGCGGCGCUACUCUGGAGCCGCAAGCAUUGCGAACAACACCCCGACGACAAGGUCAAGGACACGAUGACGGACUUUCUCGACCUGGUCGCCUUCCAUAAGAUCCCCGCUGCAGUGCUCAUGCGCGAGGUACAUCCAAGCGGGGUCGUGCCGGACAGUGUCGUCAUGAACGCACUCGCCUACCAGGCUGACCCAACAAGUGUUGAUCUGACGGCCGUGCGGCCCCGCCCGCGCGCACGUCCGGGUAUGCUCCUCACCCAGCACUCAAUGUCGCGGCUGAGCAUACACGACGGACACCUCCUGGGCGCCGCCAACGCGCAGACGGCCGCGACGGAGACGGGCCACCACAGAUGA
This is a messenger RNA of Priapulus caudatus, 819 nucleotides long. Its product is annotated as serine-enriched protein-like. The coding region runs from base 1 to 819 and encodes 272 amino acids. NCBI's taxonomy places the organism in Eukaryota, Metazoa, Priapulida, Priapulimorpha, Priapulimorphida, Priapulidae. The record is from RefSeq and is a predicted model, not a curated record. The transcript is spliced from 3 exons.